UCGUGACGCCAUCCAGACGCGCCGAGGGAGUGGCGGCGGCUGUCCCGGGAGCUCGAGGGCCGGGAGCUCGCCGAGAUGGCGGAGGCCGCGCCGCUGGUGUGGGUUCGCGGCCCCGGCUUCGGGUGCAAGGCGGUGCGCUGUGCCUCGGCCCGGUGGUCCGCCCAAGAAGUGGUCCGCCGACACUGCCGGGAUCAGGCUGUUCCAGUGGAAUGCUUUUUUGUGAAGUGCAAUGGAUCACUCGUUGAUGCCAAUGACAGAGUGCAGCAUGGCGCGGUUUAUAGUUUGGAACCCAGGCUCUUCGGUGGAAAAGGAGGGUUUGGAUCUAUGCUCCGUGCACUUGGUGCUCAGAUUGAGAAGACAACCAAUCGAGAAGCUUGCCGGGACCUCAGUGGAAGGAGACUACGAGAUGUCAACCAUGAAAAAGCGAUGGCUGAGUGGGUGAAACAGCAAGCUGAGCGAGAGGCUGAGAAGGAGCAGAAGCGCUUGGAGCGCCUGCAGCGGAAGCUUGCAGAGCCCAGGCCCUGCUUUACCAGCCGGGCGUACCAGCAGCAAUGCCAUGAGAUGGCUGAACGCUUGGAGGACUCUGUCCUCAAAGGCAUGCAGGCUGCCUCCAGCAAGAUGGUGUCGGCAGAGACUGGUGAGAGUCGGAAAAGACCCAACAAAUCAAAAGCAGACAGAGGAGCCAGAGCAGGGAAAAGGAAGUGCUUUUGGUUGGGCAUGGAUGGACUGCAGACGGCAGAGGAGUCCAGCUCAGAGACCUCGGAUGAUGAUGGGGAAGAAGCUCCUAGUACUUCGGGAAUGAGCCCGCAGGCUCUAGACGGCGGCCGCGAUGACAUGGAGCUGGCAGCCGGGUCCUCCCACCACUGUCCAGGGGCAAGUGUGCCGAGUGCAGCCUCUCAGUCCCCGGAGCCACCGCCGACCCCAGGGACAGGCUCUGGGCAUGCUGUCUCCGCAGGCAGGUGUGCUAGGUUGGGGCAGAGCUCUGCUGAGGGUCGUGUGGAUGAGACGAUGGCCGUGGAAACGGAGAAAAGCCAGGAGGAGAGGGGGACAGAAGGUGAAGAGCCCAAGGAAGAUGAGGCCGCAGGCCCUGGAGCGACUGGGGAGCUAAAGCAGUUGGAGAUGGCUGGCAGGGACAGAGCUGCGGAGGCUGCGCCUGGAGAGGGCAGGGAAAGCGCCCCCCUUGCCAGCCUGGAGGGAAGCCAGUCAGGAAGCACAGAUCCCGGUCAGGACACGAUUGAUCUGCUGGCAUUCAGCUCUGUAGCUGAGAUGGAGGCACUGGGUUUGGACAGGCUCAAGUGUGAACUGAUGGCCCUGGGACUGAAAUGUGGGGGCACCCUGCAGGAGCGGGCAGCGAGACUCUUCUCUGUCAGGGGACUGACAAGGGAACAGAUUGACCCUGCUCUGUUCGCCAAGCCUUUGAAGGGGAAGAAGAAAUGAGUUUCGUCGGAGCUGGUUUCCUAUGUGUUUAUAGUCUAGCAUUUGUAGCCUGCAUAAUGUUGACUCUUGGCCAUUAUUCAGCUGAUAUUAAAGCUGACUUUUUAAUGAGCCAAUUCUGACUUUUUCAUUAUUGUAUUUAUGGAGUUAAUGUGUGAAACCAUCUGGGCCUGCAGUUUUCUUUGUGGGAUGUUUUUUUUAAUAACAGAUUUAAUUUAAUAAAUAUAGGUGUAUUCAGAUUUUUGCUUUCGUCAUGUGCGAUUUAGGGAAGUUAUACAGUUGCCCCUUGAACAUCACCAGUUAGAACAACUGGUUAGCAGGAGUCCACUUACCUGGAUUUUUUUUUUUGUUUUCAAGAAAUACAGUAUGGUACUGUCAGUGUUUGUGGUUUUCUCAAUAAUGUUUUCUUUUGUCUAGUUCACUUUUUUGUAAGAACGCAAUAUAUAAUACAUAGAACACAGAGAAUAUGUGUUUGACUUGAUGUCAUCACUUGGGCUCCCAGGGCACAGUCACCUCUUCAUAGUUACGUUUUUGGGGGCGUCAGAAGUCACAGAUUUUUGGCUGCUCGGGGAUUGAUGCCUCUAACCCUCACGUUGUUGAAAGGUCAGCUAAAUUUUUGAGAAGUGUAUUCGUUUGAUCCCAGUUGUUAGGUUUGCGAUUCACAGGUGUCCCUCAUUCUUGUAGCAUCUUUGGGAGCUGUGGUGCUAACUGCUUUUUCAUUCUGGGACUGGUAGUUGCUGUUUGUUCUUUUCCCCAAUCAGUCUAGCCAGGGGUGUAUUGGUUUUGUUGAUCUUGAUUUUCAAAGAACUGACUUUUGGCUUUGUUCAUUUUUCUCAACUUUUGCAGUUUCAUUGAUUUCUGCUCUUUAUCAUUAACUUUCUUCUACUUAGUGCAGAUUUACUUUGCUCUUUUCUUUAGCUUAAGAUAGGUUAUAGGUCAUGAUCUUGAAUUUUUUCUAAUACAAGUAUUUAAAGUUGCACAUUUUUCUUUAAGCACUGCUUUAGCUGCAUCUCAAAAAAUUUUAAUAUGUUGUGUCUUCAUGAACAGUUGUAAAUGUUUUCUAAUUUCCUUGUGAAUUCUUCCUUGACCCGUGGGUCGAUUAUCUAGAAGUAUAUGGCCUAAUUAGCAGAUGUCUGUUUUUUUCCCUAAAUAUCUUGUUAUUGAUAGUUUAAUUCUAUAAACGUUAGAGAAUACGUUUAUGAUUUCAGUCUUUUUAAUUUUAUUGAGACUCCUAAUACGACCUGUAUGCGUAUGAUUUGCUUUGGUGAGUGUUCCACAUUCACCUGAAAAGAAUAUGUAUUCUGAAACAUUGGGUGAAUUUGUUCUCUAAUAACAGGUUAUGUGAUUAAUACAACUGUUGUUCACAUCUGUGUCUUCAUGGAUCUUUUGUGUCUUUCAGGUUUUACGUGUUGUUAAAAUCUAUUAUGAUUGUGCAAUUAUCUGUUUUUUUAAUUGUAUCAAUUUUGCUUCAUGUUUUGAAGGCCUGUUACUAGGUUAUGUCAUGUCCUCCCUAAUAAAUUGACCACUUUGUUCUUACAAAA
This is a messenger RNA of Canis lupus familiaris (dog), 2975 nucleotides long. RefSeq names its product SDE2 telomere maintenance homolog (gene SDE2). The transcript is spliced from 7 exons. Gene Ontology annotation, cellular component: nucleus. The coding region runs from base 76 to 1437 and encodes 453 amino acids. The record is from RefSeq and is a predicted model, not a curated record. Lineage: Eukaryota; Metazoa; Chordata; Mammalia; Carnivora; Canidae.